Molecule: messenger RNA, 705 nt
Organism: Parasteatoda tepidariorum (common house spider)
Lineage: Eukaryota; Metazoa; Arthropoda; Arachnida; Araneae; Theridiidae
Biological process (GO): positive regulation of translational initiation; 3'-UTR-mediated mRNA stabilization
Cellular component (GO): cytoplasm
Molecular function (GO): translation activator activity; mRNA 3'-UTR binding
Source: RefSeq, a predicted model, not a curated record
AUGAAUGAAGAGUUUAAUGGCAAAAGAUUCAAAAAAGCUACUGAAUUGGAUGUUAAACAGAAGUUAUCAAUUUAUGGGACCAUUAAAGCAGUCAGAAUUAUCAGAGACGGCAUUGGUGUAUCAAAAAGAUACGGUUUUGUGACUUUUAAUCUAGAAGACGAUGCCAAGAAAGCAAUGGAAAAAAAUGAAAUCAUUCUGAAAGGUAGGAAAUUACAUGUCGCACCAGCUGUUAAAAAGAAGAACAAUUAUUCAGAAACUAGCACAGACCACUCUUCUGAAGCUUAUUCACUUGAAAAAUAUCCAGUUUCAUCUAGAAGCUAUGAAUAUCGAAAUUCAAGAAUGCAAGAAUUUAAACAAUUUGAUCAUUCUUCAGGAAACGAUGGAUUUCCACAAUUUUCUAAUUUCUAUAUGGAAAGCGGUCAGUGUUAUGGUCUUACAGAUAUGAUAUCACCCUACGGGAACCCACAGAUGAAUUUACUUUCUUACCCAACACUGGUUUAUGUACCACAACAAGCUUUGCAAUAUGCUGGAACUACAGCUCCAAUCUACCUCGGUGCAUCAGUACCAGAAGUUCUUCAACUAAUUCCUGCAUCUAUGUGCUGCAUAAAUAGACAAUAAUAGAAGAUAUUAUGUUCUGCUUUCAAGAAAGAAACAUAUAAAGAACCAAAAAAUAUAACUCUGGAGUGUCACAAGUACAAAAUGCUU